Pseudozyma flocculosa PF-1 is the source of this 390-nucleotide messenger RNA. RefSeq lists its product as uncharacterized. The transcript has 2 exons. Bases 1 to 390 code for a protein of 129 amino acids. The record is from RefSeq and is a predicted model, not a curated record. Lineage: Eukaryota; Fungi; Basidiomycota; Ustilaginomycetes; Ustilaginales; Ustilaginaceae.
AUGAAGUUCACCACCGCCAUCCUUUCUCUCGCCCUCGCAGCACCCGCAGCGGUCUGGUGCGCGCCUCCGAUCCCCGCAGGCGGAGAGGUUGGAGCGUACUUCAAGCUCGGCGGAGCCGGCUGGGCCUGGCUCUGGACGACCAAAUCCGAAGAACCUCUCUGGCACCUCAAGGUCCUGACGAGCCAUGACGCCCAGUGGAGCCUCGAGCAGCUCAAGCCGGCCUCGCAGCAGUGGGUCCGCGUCGGCGGCCCCUAUGCUUCUGGCACUGACCUCGGUCCUGCCCAGCACGACGAGAUCGAGAAUGCCAUCCUCGACAUCGCUGGACGUAUUUCUACCUACUCGAUCAACAUCAACGGCAAACACCAUCUCCUCGAUCACGCCAUGCUCUGA